ACCAUAUCGUUCAACUGGUUCAUUCCAAUCGACAAAAUAGUGUUAUAUUUUGGAAGUUUCUUUAUGAAUACCGGUUGAUGUACAUAGGAGUUCCCUGUGAAAGAGACCAAUGUGUUGUUCAAUUUUAGUGAAAUGUUUUCCUACCAUUAUCCCAAGGAGUAGGAGUGAAAAAGAGGAUCGAGGUGCAAGGGUUGGUGUUGCCCUUAACCCUCGAAAUCCAUACCACGCCAGCACUGACUACUAUGCGAAUUGCACACUGUAUCCGAGCCCUUAUUGCGGUGCUUGGUCUAGCCGCUGUUGUUCAUCCAGUCACUUCUAACGAGUAUUUCAACGACACCUAUUACGAAUUUCAUCGUUUUAGACGCAGUCCACGACGAAAGCACUUCCAGGAAGAUAGGCCUCUGCAAAACAUGAUGGGGUUCGACAGCAAACUCAUCCAAAAUAGAAACUUCAAGAAAAACCAUCACGAAUCGGAAUCGAUAUUGUCUAACGAAACCAUUGACUGUUGUCCGAUGAUCGAGGAAAUGGUUGAACCCAUGGGAGGUUCCAACCAAGAUGGUCUCUACGUCGAGCUGUACAGGGAUGAAAAUUACAGACAAAGGUUCUACGAACUGUCGUGCGACCUGAACGUCCUAGACAAACCUUGCAAAUUCAUCCAGAAAAAGCUCCACCAUCUAUCCAGGUGCGUCCAGAAGCACAGCUAUACCUACGCCCUGGUGAAAGACACCCCGAGCCACCGGACCAAAAACUACCCCCUCUUUCCGACCCACGACAGCAGCGGGGCGACUUACACCCUCGACUACAUCAAGGUCAGAAGCGGCUGCAGUUGCGAAGUGAUGAGCAGUCACAACGUCAAGAAAAACAACAAGAAAAAGCGUCGGAAAGCCCAUCACAAGACUUGAAAACGUUCACUAGUGCAUGUUAUAGCCGUUUGAUUUUCCGUUGAUACCAAAGGUGACUAUGUUCGUGGUGUGUUUCGUUGGCCGUAUGGACUACUCGAUUACCAGAGCUGAGGUACUCAGACCUGAAGUACGAUACUCGGCAGUAUCCUGUAGGUGCUUAUAAUUGGAAAGUACUUGCAGUGUCAACAGUGUACUGAAACUAAGGACUAGAGUACUUUGCAGGUUAUGUAGUACUGAAGGCUUGAGUGCUUUUGUACUUGCAGCUCUGCUGAUUCCCAGGCAUUCCAUUUCGUAUGUGUUCGUUUUCGAGUUUUCAACUAUUAAAGUAUUAUAAGUUUUAAGUAAAUGGACAAUUUGUUUCUAGUCUGAGAGGAAAGAACCAGGAGUGACUCUUUUAUGGACUCAUAGUUAUGACAAUUCGAAUAUACUUGUUCUGUUCUCUACGUGAAUUUGAAGAAUGUUACUUCUGCGAUUUUUUGGGAAAUUUUCAGUUUGGCAUCUUUGAAAAAAUAUUUUUUUUGUUUCAGGGUAAUUUUUUCGUUGAAAUUAUUUCAAAUUGAGGUUUCACGUUAAUAUAAUAUUUCAGGAGCCUAAACUGAGAGUUAGUGCAGCUCAAGCUGCCAAUUAACUGAAUUGGACUGUCCUAACAGGCAGUUCUGAACUUUUUUCAACUCUAAGCUGAAAGGUUUUAAGGUUUAUACCUAAUUCGAUAACUAAAAGUUCAAAUAUGGAAAGGUAUAUUGCUUGCAUCUCAAAAACGGUUCUCAGUCAUUUGGUAUUUCUACCGAAUUUUCCGGAGAAACCGCUGCUAGAAAUGGGGAAUUCCUGACAUUUUUCAUUUGGAUAAGGAUGCCAACCAUACAACACCAAAUCUCCAUCUUUUGUUGAAUAUCAGUGUUACCAGUACACCAAAAAAAAUAUCAGUUGAUAUUUUGGAAACUCUCAGCUAAAACUUGAUAUGAUGAUGCGAAUCUAGCUCUCAGCUAAUCUCAACUAUCAGUUAGCUAGUAGACACUUUCAACGGAAACAGAAAAUGAUAUUUACUUCAAUUUGAGGUUAGAAAUUUUCGUGUAUGUACUCCAAAUGGAAGAUUGAAAAUUUCAGGGACAAGGGAAGUAUUUUUGCACUGAAGUGAGAAUAAUUUACACGUCCUUAAAAAUAUUAUAUGAAAUUAAUUAAGACUCAACAUGAGUGCUUGGAAUAAGUAUGGCUCAGGCAACAGAAUCAUGAAGACAUGUCUUUUUAAAUGUCCAUCAAAUAGAUAUGUUGGAGUUAAAGGCUUGAACAAAUUGGUUUUGAUUGGCUUAGGACAACUGGAACUUCAAUAAAGAUAGGUAUAGCACAGUUUGUUCAUCAUUUUGAAAUAAAAUGAUACUAUAUAUUUGAAAUCAAUGUUCACUACAGAGAUACAAUAGAUACUAAAAGUAAAAUAUUUGAUGGUUUGCCAAAAUACCUGAAGAACUGUAUUGAAUUUUUUAAAUUCAUAUCAUGUCAAAAAAUAAGUUUCUAAAUUGAUGUGAAUGUGAAUUAUAAAACAUUUUGUGAGUUAGUAGCCCACAAAAACUGCUAAAUACUCAUUUCAAUUUUCCCAAGCCCGUUAUUUUUAGAUUACUUGUAAAAUUGCCAUAGUUAUCUUAUGUUAUGCAGUACUAGGUACUAAUAGUAAUCUUAAAAAACUUUUUAUUCUGAAUUUUUUCUAAGGAAAAAGUAGCAUUCAGUGCUAGAAUGUUUUCAUCAUCUAUUUUCAACAUAGUUUCCAUUUUUAAAUCCAUCACAAUAUCAAGAGUCUACGCUAAACUUCAUUCAUAUUGCAGCAAUCGUAUUUUACCACAAAGAAAGUUGUGACUUCGUCAGACCUGUUUAUUCAAAUUGGUUGAACCUAUAUAUAGUGAUAACUAUAAAACUUCUAAAAAAAUCCACUUCGACUGAAAAUUUCUUAUUGAA
This is a messenger RNA of Leptinotarsa decemlineata (Colorado potato beetle), 2846 nucleotides long. RefSeq lists its product as uncharacterized. Gene Ontology annotation, cellular component: extracellular region. Gene Ontology annotation, molecular function: Toll binding; growth factor activity. The record is from RefSeq and is a predicted model, not a curated record. Lineage: Eukaryota; Metazoa; Arthropoda; Insecta; Coleoptera; Chrysomelidae. Gene Ontology annotation, biological process: central nervous system formation; innate immune response.